Messenger RNA from Populus trichocarpa (black cottonwood), 2452 nucleotides. Its product is annotated as O-fucosyltransferase 16. The transcript has 10 exons. The record is from RefSeq and is a predicted model, not a curated record. Bases 156 to 1844 code for a protein of 562 amino acids. NCBI's taxonomy places the organism in Eukaryota, Viridiplantae, Streptophyta, Magnoliopsida, Malpighiales, Salicaceae.
CGGUGUUUCUCCUCUUUUCAAUUAACAUGAUUUAUUCUUAUAAACCCUGGCUCCUCAUUCAGGAAAUGCUGGAGUCAUAGCAAGCAUAUCCGCUUUCGCUCUUCCUCACUCCACACGCCAUUUUUUAGAGAGGGAAAAAAAUCACUUCCGUAAUAAUGGCGUUUCACCGGCGGCGCAACCACUAUUACAACCGUUUCCGGUCUAUUCUUCCUCUAAUAUUCUCUAUUUCUGGAGCUCUUCUCAUUCUCUUUGCCCUCCUCUCGUUUCUCGCUCCUACUCCGAUUGAUUCUAAUAAUCCCCAACAUACGAACUCGCUGUACGCUAGGAAUGGUGUUGUUGAAGAUACGAUUGGACAAUCUGUUCUUCACGUACCGAAAAAAGGAAGGACGGAUCGUGAUAUUUGGAGCUCGAAAAAUUCGUUAUAUUACUAUGGAUGCAGCAAUGCUAGCAUCAAGUUUGCAAAUGCUGAUGCUGUUACACAGCCCAAUCGGUACUUGCUGAUUGUUACUAGUGGAGGCUUAAAUCAGCAAAGGACUGGGAUUAUAGAUGCUGUUGUUGCUGCUCGUAUCUUGAAUGCCACUCUUGUUGUUCCACGGCUUGACCAGAAGUCUUUUUGGAAAGAUUCAAGUGAUUUUCCAGAGAUUUUUGAUGUUGAUUGGUAUAUUUCUUCUCUGUCAAAGGAUGUCAAAAUCAUUAAAUCUCUCCCUAAAAGGGGAGGGAAAACUUGGAUUCCACGCAACAUGCGCGUUCCAAGGAAGUGUAGUGAGAGAUGUUAUCAAAACCGUAUCUUACCUGUUCUUUUGAAAAGGCAUGCAAUUCAGCUCACGAAGUUUGAUUAUAGAGUCGCAAAUAGGUUGGAUACCCAAUUGCAAAAGUUGAGAUGUAGAGUCAACUACCAUGCCUUGAAGUUUACUGAUCCUAUUCUUCGAAUGGGUGAGAAAUUGGUCCAUCGAAUGAGGAUGAAAAGCAAGCAUUUCAUUGCCUUGCAUCUGAGGUUUGAGCCCGAUAUGCUGGCAUUCUCUGGAUGCUAUUACGGUGGAGGUGACAAGGAAAGGAAGGAACUUGGUGCAAUAAGGAAGAGGUGGAAAACUUUACAUGUAAGUAACCCUGAUAAGGAAAGGAGGCAUGGAAAAUGCCCGCUGACUCCAAGAGAAGUUGGCCUUAUGUUGAGAGCUCUGGGUUAUAGCAGUGACAUUCAUAUUUAUGUGGCAUCCGGAGAAGUGUAUGGAGGGGAAGAGACAUUGGCACCCCUAAAAGCACUCUUCCCAAACUUCUAUACAAAAGAGACUUUAGCCAGCAAGGAGGAGCUGGAGCCAUUUUCUUCAUUUUCUUCAAGGAUGGCUGCACUCGACUUCAUUGUUUGCGAUGAAAGUGAUGUAUUUGUUACCAACAACAAUGGUAACAUGGCUAGAAUAUUAGCUGGAAGAAGGAGAUAUUUUGGACACAAACCUACCAUUCGUCCAAAUGCGAAAAAGCUAUAUAGAUUGUUCUUGAACCAAACAACCAUGUCAUGGGAAGCAUUCACCUCUAAAAUGCGUACUUAUCAGAGGGGCUUCAUGGGGGAGCCAAAGGAGGUGAGGCCGGGUAGGGGAGAGUUUCAUGAGAACCCACACACCUGCAUUUGUGAAGAUUCUGAAGCCAAAGCAAAGAAAGAUUCAGGACCUGGAAAAUAUGGAAAGGGGUAUGAUGAUGUAUUAGGCGACGAUGAGCCAGAAUUGCCUGAUCCUGAUGAUGAUGGAUACCAAGAUGGCCCUCAAGAGAAAGAACAGUUCAAUGGAACAGGUAUGGAUUAUGACGGAAUCACCAAUGAAGAACCCGAGUUGGAAGAAAUUCUUUCAGACUAGACAGUGCUACACUGGGUUCUUUGCUGUGCUUAAACAAUUCUUUUGUUGAAUGGUCAAAAGAUCAUGCUGCAUAUGCCCAACCUGCUGUUUAUAAAACUGCCUGGAUUGAGAUCCCCAAAAGCCCCCCCGGAACAUCGCAACAAUAUCAAGACACAACCCUGAGCUGUUUUAAUGAGUUAUGACUUAGGAACAUCUCCCGUAAGGUGUGAUCUUGAGUUCAACAUCAUACCUUUCACGAGGCUUCAGAGUUCAGCCUCUUUGCAGUGAAAUUCGGGGAACGGGUCUGAAGACGCAGUCUAAGAAGGGUUUUCAGAACCCUUCUUGGUUUUAGACUUCUGCUAGAUUGAUGACUGUCUGUUUUAGUGUUUUAAGAGUGAGAUUAGUGUCCCGCAAAGCUGUUCUCUUCCCAGAGGCUGUUAAGCAGCGACACGUGUGUGUACAUUGCUGAUUGGAAUUUUUCUUUUUUGACAUAUUUUCUUUGGAGACUAGUCAUCAGUGAUAGUUGGAGAAUUUGUUGUAAAAACUAGAAUAUAGAAAAUCUUGGUAGUUUAUGAAAUUGAUAGCUUGAGAACUAGCAUUUCGAUAGCAGUUCUCAAGGGUUCCGUACU